GCUGUAUUGUAGAACAGGCCUUAUCAUUUCUUGUUUAUACCGUACACCGUAUGUUUUUUUGAUAUGUGAAUCCAAAGUAGAGCGUGACAAAAUAACUUGCUUGCGUUUAUGCUAAAAAAUUCAAACAAAAUGGACUGGAAUAAUGAUCUCGAGAUUACUUCUAAAAAGUUAAUACCUCGCUUAGGUAGACGCACAGGUCAGAUCUUGUCAGAUGAAAAUAAAUCUGAUGAUGAUGUUCUGGAAAGUCCUAUUUCCUUAUUACCCGGAAAGUCUACACAAAGACCAAUAGCUCCACCUCGUUCUAGAAAAACUGGCUGGGGUGAUGAAUUGAAAAGUGGCAAAUCAAAACUAGCAUCAAACAUUGAACAGGAACGUUUACGAAUGACUGAUAAGGAGGAGCAAGAAGAUGAUAUUCCUGUUAUACCAGAUUUGGAUGAAAUUCAAGAAGAUAAUAUUUCAUCUGAGAUUGCAAGUGCUCCUACAAUUAGCACAAACAGAGUAACUGCAUAUGAAGAAUUAGAUACUGAUUUAGUGAAAAAUGCUGCACUUACAUCAUUAGAUGGUGUCAGCUUAUCUCUUCUUGCAGACAAACUGUACAAUGAAAACGUGGUAAAAGAACUGGAUGAAGUUUGGAAUUGGAAUCUGCUUUUUACACAAAUUUCUUCUGAAAUCAAUAAUGAGAUGCAGAAAAUUGAGGCCUAA
Molecule: messenger RNA, 702 nt
Organism: Pseudomyrmex gracilis
Lineage: Eukaryota; Metazoa; Arthropoda; Insecta; Hymenoptera; Formicidae
Gene: IFT43
Product: intraflagellar transport protein 43 homolog
Exons: 6
Coding region: 109-702 (197 amino acids)
Biological process (GO): intraciliary retrograde transport
Cellular component (GO): cilium; intraciliary transport particle A
Source: RefSeq, a predicted model, not a curated record